Messenger RNA from Closterium sp. NIES-65, 1560 nucleotides. The record is from the annotation of a GenBank genome assembly. NCBI's taxonomy places the organism in Eukaryota, Viridiplantae, Streptophyta, Zygnematophyceae, Desmidiales, Closteriaceae.
AUGCGCAAGAUCUGCCACACCUUCGUCUCGAAGGGAGAAGCAGCGGAGGAGAAACGCUUCAUCCUCUGGAACUAUCAACUGGUCUGCACACCGCGGAAGGGCGGGGGGCUGGGUCUGAUUUGCCCUGAGCAGAGGGUCAACAGCAUCUCCAUUCGGAACGUCUGCCGUCUGGUGCUGCGGCCGAGCUCCGUCAAGAAGUGGCUGGCGGAGAGGGCGGCGGAGAUGCCCCUGGGGCUGGACACAAUCUUCGCGCACAAAUCGCUGCUAGACCACUGGGAAAAGGGGAGCGCACGCUGGAAGGAGUUAAUCGUGAAAUUUUGGGAUUCGCCGCUGUACAAGACACGUGCCCCGACGAACCGUUGGGAGGUGGAGCAGGAGCACCUGGCUUUGAACCCGAACAUCCUUUACAGAGGCGCAAGUCCUUUCGGGAACCAGAAAGGAACGGAGGCGCUGCUGGGCUUACGUAUGGGGGACCUGAUCGUCAAGUCACGGGAUGGAACAUGCGAACUCAAAAAGCUGGAGGCACUGGCAAGAGAGCUGGGGAACAAGGAGAAGGCGAAAUGGGCGUUGAGGGCUUUCCAAGCUGCGCCCCCGGGCUGGAGGAAUAUAAUACUCACAAAGCUGACGAGCGAUGAGGUGGUGGCCACGGUGAAGCUACUGCGUUCGCACAACGCCGGGACUGAGAACUUCACUUACUGGAAGGUCGAGGGAGCAAAGGAUGAUAAGGUGGUGGGAAUCCUGUGCGACGUGGGAAGCGGUGGAUAUUUCACGCCCUACGAAGGCAACCUCACGGUGGACUUUGGGCUGCGCAGCGGGGUGCCGAUGUACACGGAGGGCCAUAAUUUUCUGGGGCCCAUGGGUGACGUACGAACGAAGCUGCUGCUAUCGCAAGCAUGUAAAGGGGGAGAAUUAAUCUCGCUGCGACGGAUAAGGAUGGUGCUGGCGAGCGCAGCUGUACCACAUGAGGAUCAGAGGAGGUGGGAAGGGCAAAGGAGGGAAAUUGAGUGGGACAGAGUCAUAGGGCAGAGUGACUCCCUUGCCACCCCACGACGGGCACGUGAGAUCCUGCUACGGCUCCACUGUAGAAAUCUGCAAGUGGGCUCGAGGCUUUUCUUCAUGGGGGUGGUCUGCCCGCACUGCCGAGGGGAAGAAACCCCGGACCACUGCCUUCUCAGGUGCCCUGCAGUACAGGGGGUGACGGACGUACUCAGACGAGGGUUGGAGGUGAUGCACCCGAACCUAGCGUGGCUGGAUCUUGAAGACCUGCUUUUCGCGCAGAGAAACACGUUGUCGAGUUUUCCGGAAGGGACGUGGAUCGCAAUCUUCCUGCACCAGAAGUCGGUAGGGGGGCAGACGUUGUGUACGUCUCUUCUCACACAAGCUCCCUCUCUCCUUGCACAUGAUCCCCCUUCUCUCUUCAUAGACCAUCCCCCUUCCCUCCUCUCACCUCCUCUCACAACCCCCUUUCUCUCUCACAUGACCACCUCCUCUCAGAACCCCCUUUCUCUCUCACAUGACCACCUCACUCUCCUCUCAGAACCCCCUUUCUCUCUCACAUGA